This is a messenger RNA of Vicia faba (fava bean), 2997 nucleotides long. The record is from the annotation of a GenBank genome assembly. Lineage: Eukaryota; Viridiplantae; Streptophyta; Magnoliopsida; Fabales; Fabaceae.
AUGAGUGAUAUACGGAAGUGGUUCAUGAAAUCACAUGAAAAAACCAACAAUGCUGCCGCCGGUAACUCCAAACCCUCCAAUCCACCGAAACCUUCGCCGGUUAAACCCGACCCGGAGAAAACGGUACCUGAAGGUCAAACAAGUUCGGUUAGAAGGAAAACUAGCAAAUAUUUUGAUAAGGAAAAAUCAAAGCCGAAAGAUGAGAUUGAAGAAACACAAGCGCUUCCGGCUAAAAGGAAGACUGUGAACGACAGUAAUGAAGAUGAUGGAAAGAAGUUAGCUGGUUCAACUCCUACUAAGAAAUUGAAGAGUGGUUCAGGUAGGGGGAUCCCGCAGAAGCCUGUGGAUUUGGAUGGAAGUGAUGAAGACAAUGAGAAAGAUGGCGUGUCUCCUAUCAAAUCUGGUGGUAGGGGUCGUGGUGGAAGAGGAGCAUCGACACAAACAACUGGUGGGAGAGGCCGAGGGGGUGGUAGGGGAGCCCCCAAGAAAUCUGCUGAUUUGGAAGAAAGUGAUGAAGAUGAUGAGAAAAGUGCUGCUAAAUCUGGUGGAAGGGGUCGUGGUGGAAGAGGAGCCUCUACGCCAGCAUCUGGUGGGAGGGGCCGAGGAGGUGGUAGGGGUGGAUUCAUGAAUUUCGGUGAAAGAAAAGAUCCACCACACAAGGGUGAAAAGGAACUCCCUGAAGGUGCUCCUAACUGUUUAGCUGGUUUAACGUUUGUAAUAAGUGGAACACUAGACAGUUUGGAACGAGAAGAAGCAGAAGUUUUGAUUAAACGCCACGGUGGCCGUGUCACCGGAUCAGUCAGCAAGAAAACAAAUUAUUUGUUAUGUGACGAAGAUAUUGGGGGAAGGAAGUCUGAAAAAGCUAAAGAGCUAGGGACUUCAUUCCUCACAGAGGAUGGGUUGUUUGAUAUGAUCCGGGCAUCAAAACCCGCAAAAGCUCCUAAGCAAGAUGAAAGCAAGAAAUCUCUGAAUAAGGCUGUUGCAGUGCCAUCCCCGUCAAAAGUUCCUCUGAAAGCAGAAACAAAGGCUGUUGCAAUGCCAUCCCCUUCAAAAAUUCCUUUGAAAGCAGGAACAAAGGCCUCUUUGUCUUCAUGCUCACCUUCCAACCAAGUGAAGCUUAAGAAAGCUGCUACUGUUCAGUCUAAUGUGAUGUGGACAGAGAAACAUCGACCUACAAAUCCAAAGGAUAUCAUCGGGAAUCAGUCACUUGUUUUACAGCUUCGAAAUUGGUUAAAAGGUUGGCAUGAGCAAUUUUCUAACAUAGGUGGUAUUAAAAAAGGAAAAAAGCAGAAUGACUCUACUUCCAAAAAGGCUGUCUUGUUAAGUGGAACCCCCGGUAUAGGCAAAACAACAUCAGCAAAGCUGGUGUGUCAGGAGCUGGGUUUCCAGGCCAUAGAGGUAAAUGCCAGUGAUAGCCGUGGAAAAGCUGAUAGCAAAAUUGAAAAAGGAAUUAGCGGAAGCAAUUCAAAUUCUAUCAAGGAACUUGUGACGAAUGAGGCCCUUGGCCCUAAUAUGAAUAGGCCAAAGCAGUCCAAAACUGUGCUCAUUAUGGAUGAAGUUGAUGGGAUGUCAGCUGGUGAUAGGGGUGGUGUUGCUGAUCUUAUUGCUAGCAUCAAGAUAUCAAAAAUUCCCAUUAUCUGCAUUUGCAAUGACCGUUACAGCCAGAAAUUAAAAAGCCUAGUGAACUACUGUUUGCUUCUUAGUUACCGGAAGCCUACAAAGCAACAGAUGGCAAAGAAGUUUAUGGAGGUUGCAAAGGCUGAAAGGCUUCAAGUUAAUGAGAUUGCUCUUGAGGAAUUAGCAGAAAGAGUUAAUGGAGAUAUGCGAAUGGCACUAAACCAGUUACAAUAUAUGGGCCUCUCCAUGUCAGUUAUCAACUACGACGAUAUCAGGCAGCGCUUACUUACCAAUGCGAAAGAUGAAGACAUUUCACCAUUCACAGCUGUUGAUAAGCUUUUUGGUUUGAAUGCUGGAAAGAUGAGAAUGGAAGAGAGGAUUACUCUUAGCAUGAGUGACCCUGAUCUUGUUCCUCUACUUAUCCAGGAAAAUUAUGUUAAUUAUAGACCAAACUCGGUUCAUAAGGAUGACAGUGGUGGUAUAAAACGCAUGCAACUGAUUGCCCGUGCUGCCGAGUCUAUUGCUGAUGGCGAUAUAGUGAACGUACAGAUUCGCAGAUAUCGACAGUGGCAGCUUUCUCAAACUAGUUCUCUGGCAUCAUGUAUAAUUCCUGCUUCAUUGUUACAUGGGCCAAGGGAAGUACUUGAACAGGGAGAACGAAAUUUUAACCGAUUUGGUGGUUGGCUGGGGAAGAAUUCGACAAGGAGUAAAAACAUGAGACUUAUGGAUGACCUGCAUGUUCACAUUCUUGCAUCUCGCGAAUCUAGUUCGGGAAGGGACACUAUUCGCCUGGAAUACCUUACUCUUCUUCUUAAAAAAUUGACAGAACCUCUCAAAGUCCUUCCUAAGGCUGAAGCUGUCGAGCAAGUUGUGGAGUUUAUGAAUACAUACUCAAUCAGUCAGGAAGAUUAUGAUACUAUAGUAGAGUUAUCAAAAUUCAAGGGUCAUCCUAAUCCACUAGAUGGCAUACUGCCUGCUGUCAAGUCAGCCUUGACAAAAGCAUACAAAGAGCAAAGCAAAACUCGGAUGGUUCGAGCUGCAGAUCUAAUUACUCUUCCUGGAAUUAAAAAGGCACCUAAAAAGAGAAUUGCUGCUAUAUUAGAACCGGCUGAUGAAGAAGUGGAACAAGGUGAUGGUAACAAUGCCUUGGAUGAGAGUGAAGAAGAGAACAACUCUGACGCAGAUGAGUCAGGUGCUGCAACUGGUGAGAAGCUGAAGUCAGAACUUCAAAGUUUGAAUUCAAAGGGCAUGCAAGUACAAUUGGAAUUAAAGGGAACUGCAAGUGCCAAAAAGGCAUCUGGUGGUAGAGGUAAAGGUGCUUCAGCAUCUGGGCAGAAAGUUGCUCAAACGGCAAAGGCUCCUGCAAAAAGAAAAAGAUGA